Paraglomus occultum is the source of this 795-nucleotide messenger RNA. The record is from the annotation of a GenBank genome assembly. NCBI's taxonomy places the organism in Eukaryota, Fungi, Glomeromycota, Glomeromycetes, Paraglomerales, Paraglomeraceae.
AUGACGACAGCAGGAAAGACUCCAUUCAAGGUAGAAUAUGCCGUCGAAAUGACCUGUAAUGACUGUGUGGAAGCCGUGUCAAAUGCGCUUGCCGGAAUACCUGGCAUUGAUGGUUUCUACGUUGACCUGAGUGAGCAGCGGGUUGUCGUAGAAGGAACUGCUCCUCCUUCGAAAGUCUUUCAGAUAAUAAGAAAUACUGGCAGAAAGGCUGUGGUUCGCGGUCAAGGUACUCUAAAAGGGAAGGCUGGAGCUGCUGUUUGUAUUUUCGAAGGCUAUACAUAUACACCUGCAUCUGACGAUGAACCGACACCUAAACGUCCGCCUCGUGGGGUUGCUAGAUUCAUUCAGAUCGAUGAAGAUAUUUGUUUAAUCGACGUAACGGUCGAGGGAAUACCACCCGGAACCCAUGGUAUUCAUAUACAUGAAACUGGAGAUAUUUCCGAUGGUGUUGCUUCGACUGGCGACCACUAUAACCCCGAGGGAGUCGCACAUGGAGACUUGGAACAAGGUCAUGUUGGUGAUCUGGGAAACAUAAUUGUCGACGAAAAUGGUUGGGGUGAUUUGUUGGUGGAAAGCCGGCGCAUAAAGGUCGGGGACGUAAUAGGACGCUCUAUGGUCAUAACUCACGAUGAAGAUGAUCUUGGACAAGGAUCAAACGAGCAGAGCAAGAUUGACGGAAAUAGUGGUCGUGGUGCGCUUACUGGCGUUAUUGCACGUAGCGCUGGUGCAUUUGAAAAUUCCAAGAAGAUUUGUGCAUGUUCUGGCACGACCCUUUGGGAAGAUGUCCGAAUUUGA